AGUCUGCCUUCUCAUUGGCUGGCGGCCGUGUGCAGAUGUCUGCUAACAAAUGGCCUGUCUCUCUCCUGCUUGGCCGAUUAUUUUGAUUAGAGAAACUGUAGAAUGCCUGUAUUAAAUAUUAAAGUCCGCAAACACGUAAAAACGGAAAAUAUUGGAAAUGACAACAGCCCCCUUUAGAAAAAAAACACCACGUUUCAUAUUCGGAUUUCAAGUUUGCAUAAAUAAUUAAAAUAAAGCAAUUCUUCCAAUUGAACAAUGCAUUUUUGUUGCGGUUAGUUGCGUAACAGGCCCAAAGCAGGGGGCUGGAUUUCUUCAGCACCCUGGGAGAAAACACCUUGUGCGAUUUGGACGGCUGCUCGGGCAGCUCCUAAUCAAUUUCAAUUUGAGGUUACCUGCAUGCCAGCCCUGAGGAAAUCCCUACCCUGUGUGAGAAUGAGGUCAGUGGACGUCUGUGGCGGCUCUGAGAUCUGAAGGAGGCAGCCUCCUUGAGCAGCCUGAGGACACCAUGCUCCCGUGGAACCAAUGAUGGACCCGGACACCUUCUCCCACAUCCGGCUGUGGUGCCCCCGGCCUUUCGGGACCUACUCCCAACACAAGCCAAGCAACGGGGCUGGCAGUGGAGUUGGUGGCUCCCUGCUGAAGACAGCCAGCGACCUUGUAUGCCGGGGGCCGCAAGGGGAGGAGGGGGAGCAGGAGCCCACCUCGGAGAUCACUCCCCCAGUCACUCCCCCCUCCCUCUCCUCCAAUGGGAACCAGGUUGAGGAUGGCCGUGUGCUGCUGGACACCUGGUACGUCAUCAAGCCUGGGAACACCAAGGAAAAGAUUGCUUUUUUUGUGGCCCACCAGUGCAACGGGCUGGACUUGACACGACCCAACACCAUGAAGGUCAAAGGGAACUGGAGCACCGACUGCUCCAAGGCGAAGCGCCGCCGCUGCUCCUCCUACGACCCCAGCAAGUCCAGAGCCAACAGCUCUGAUCUGGAGAAGGAGCCCGGGGAGAGUCUGGACGAGGGAGACUGUCUGGAGACGGAGCUCAGCGAGACAGAACUGCUGUCUGUGGCAGAGAUGGUGGCCCUGGUGGAACAGCGUACAGCCAUGGCCUUGCAGGAGGUCAUUGGACAGGUGCCUCCCCAGAGUCUGAGCACCGUUAGGAGCCUCUCCAGCACCAACACCAGUACCCAGGGCUCAGAGGUGUUCCUUUCAGAAGGGGAAACACCUGCUCCAGAUGCUGAUCCCCCUUCCUCCCUCCAACUUCCCCCAGCAGAGAGAGAGCCACCUGAUUCCAGGCGGGUAGCAGAGGCCAUUGCCCACUUUGAGUCUCAGCAACAGCAGCUACAGAGUGCCCUCCUGAGACGCAAUGGGGUGUCGCAAGAGAAGACUGGAGGUGGGGUCGGGGCGAGCAGGGGGACUGGAGGAAAUGGCAGUGGUGGAGCAGGAGGAGGAGGAGGAGGGGGAGGAGGAAGGGAGGUUAGGAUUGCCUUCCGUGUCUCCAGCAUGGACCCUUGCUGUCAGGCUGAAACAGGAAGCUCUGGCCGUCCCAACUGCAUGUUUUUGAGCUGUGGCGGGGGAAGCCCGACCGGGGGUGCCAGGGCCAAAGAGAAGAUCACCUGUGAUCUUUACCAGCUGGUGAGCCCGUCCUCUCGUGACCCCCUGCCUCCCAGCAACAUGGAGAUCCUGCUGGCCGCUGCCGCCUCCCCCAAGGGGACUGGGGAAUCCAGAGGAGAGGGACUUCAAGAGCACCAGAUCCCACCCACGAGUUCAGACUCUACCCCUGAAAGUGAGGCUGGAGAGAAGGGUGGCGAGAGAUUGCGGGAGUGUGUGUCCGGUUUUCACGUAGAAGUGGUGGUGACUGGCGCAGUAGACCAGUGCGUCUUCUACGGGAAGGACAGCACCGAAAACGUGAAGGAAGAGACUGUCCGUUUCACAGUAGGAUCCCCGGCCCCAGAUUCUUUGCCUUGUCCAGGGUGCGAGGAAAACCCUCCCCCUCCAGGACAGCUCUUCUUUUACCACACCCAAACUGCACUGCCUGAUGAGGAUAGCAAGCAGCUGGAGAUCCAGAACUCCCUUGAUUGCACGAACAAUAACCGCAGCAGUGCCGGUGGUGAGCAGUUGGACUGCAGUGAUUCACCCACGGGUCAGGAUCUGGAUUCCUCAGACACUUCCCUGUGCCGGCUCUACCGCCACAUCUCCCACGACUUCUUGGAGAUUCGCUUCAAGAUCCAGCGGCUGCUGGAGCCCCGGCAGUACAUGCUUCUCAUGCCCGACCACAUCAUGGUGAACAUCUUUAGCUAUCUCCCCACACGUUCACUUGCUGCCCUCAAGUGCACCUGCCACUACUUUAAGGCCCUCAUAGAGACUUACGGCAUUCGUGCCACAGACUCGCUCUGGAACAAAGACCCACUGUACCGAGACGACCCCUGCAAGCAGUGCAAGAAACACAAUGAGAAGGGGGACGUGUCGCUGUGCCGCUGGCACCCCAAACCUUACCACCACGACCUGCCUUACGGACGCUCCUACUGGAUGUGCUGCCGGCGCACCGACAAGGACGCGCCAGGCUGUCGCGUCGGCCUCCACGACAACAACUGGGUGCAGCCCUGCGAACUGGUGCAGAACCGUGCUAAGAGGGAGGAUGGGAGGUGAAAUUUGAAUGGCCCCAGUGGAGGAAUUGAGACUGUUUUCAAGGAAGGGAGUUUGGAGGAUGGCUACAUGCUUGCUGAAAGGGUCCAGUUUAACAACAUUUUGUAAUCUGUUAGGUUUGUGCGUGCUGCAAGCGUGUGUGUGUGUGCGUGUGCGUGUGCGUGUUAUAUUGGAUUUUCUUUCUCGUUUCCCUUUCCCCAUGUACAGAUUUAUGGCCUACACUCCAUGGUUUUUUCAAAGUCCUUCUCAAACAAGAGAGCUGCCACUUGUCUUCAAGGUUCCCAUCCUCCUUUCCAUCCUCCUUUUGCCACCCAGUAAAACACCUCUUAAGAGAUAGAUCCUGCAAGUAGGCAUAGCCAAAAGAUUCAAAAUUGAUGUUUUACAAAACCAGGGCUAUCGCUAUCCUGUUUUUAGCGCCUUCCGUUGUGAUUAUAAAUAAAUGUUUAGCCUUGUUUUGAUUUACCCUUACCAUCCAUGGCACUUUCUUGCUAAAACAUGUGAUUGAACUGGGAUAAUAAAUACAUUUACUGUGAAAAUAAAGCGUAACGUUUAGUUUAUGGUCUCAACACAAUACUUGUGUGGUAACUAUGAACAGACUGGCACAAAAGUACUGUAUUUUCCCACUGCAGAGUAUAAGGUAGUACAUUGGGUAUGGGACUCUGAACAGACAGAUUUUCCUUGAAUGCACUAACAAUAACAUUUGAUGGACAGUGGAUGGAUUCCAUACCUAUGCCUUCAUGCAAGAUCUAUAGCGUUUAAUCCAGCAAUGCCAAUUCUGACUGCAAUUCCUUAGCAAAAUAACAGUGUUCAAUAAGAAAACGAAUAUCGCUGUUUCUGGAGUGGGUGGGUAUUUUCAUGGCAGGAGCCAUGGACAUAACUAAUCUUACAGGGAGCCACCGGCUGCUGCAUAAUGUGACAUUUUUUGCCCUGUGUUUAAAUAAUAACAAAUAUUAAUAAAGAUGAACUGUAAUAUAGCUCUUUGGGAUAUGCACAGUCUGUUUUGUAUGUGAAGUACCAGGUAUCAAACACCACAGCUGUCCUCUAGUCAUACAUCAGUGGCAUUGCUGGUUUGAACAGCGUUGUGGCAGUAUUGGUGCAGGAGAUAAGUGAAGGAGGCUUUUUCUGUUCAUUAAGCUACAGUGGGAUAUUAAACAUAGCAACACAAAAGUAGGCUUGUUGUGUUUCGAAUCCAUCUCUACAUGUCUCUAUACCGAUUGCACAGAUCCUCACUCUGCUUCAGGUCCAGUCUUUGUUAAGAGUUAACACAUCUGCAAUUCAGGCUUCACCAAAUCUGACUCCAAUGGGUCAGUCCAGCUCAGGUUAUUGUUCCAAUCAGAUCUUUACUUAAAUCAUGUAUACUUUUAAAUAAAACAUAUUUAUGUGCACUGAAAUAUAAAGCAUUUUGAAAUGUGUUGGGGCAGACUGGAAUAAAAACUUAGCCUGGAACUGACUACUGGGGCGGAUUUAGUCAUCCCACUGCAAAUAACACUGUGUAAUUUGGCAUUUCAUCUUACCCAGUGUUAAUGGGAAUGUAAUUAUUAGGUCAUCAUUUAAACCAAGAAUGAGCUCAUAAAUGCCAACCUUCCAAGUCGGUGACGUUAUAAUUUCAAUCCUUAACAAGAACAGACAGAGAAAAUGUAUGUAUCAAGGAAAGUUCACACAUUUGCAAUAUGUGUGUGUGCUCUCAAACACAAUGUGAGACAUUCUGAUGCACGUAACGUAAUGUAUUUAUUGUAAGCUUUUAAGAUUCCCAGUCGGCGUGUGUAAGCCUCCUGCCUCUUGAGUCUUUUAAGUGCUUUCAAGUGAUUUGUUCCCUAGGCCUUCCACCAAAGCUUUGGCCUUAAACAGGGCUGAUGGAUUUUCAACUGAGCAAUGUGAAUAAUGUCACUUAAUUUGAUUGAAAUGUUGCCAGUUUUGUGCAUGUGAAUGAUCAGAUGAAUCCGUGGCCAGCCUAGUCCAGCUCAUUAAAUAUCUCCUGUAAAUGUAACGUCAACUCACAGCUAUACAUACAAGGCUCAGAUCUGAGCUCAGUUUAUAUACAGGGUGGAUCAAAAACAUUAUCCUCGAUAUUUAUGUAGAAAUACCAAAAAGAAAUUGCUAAACAAAUAUUUCAACUUCAUGACUGGUGUAAUCCGGCUGUCUGUGGACUUGUUGCUUUAGGUUCAUUUCCUGUGUCAUGGUUAUGGAAAAUAAAUAGUCUUGGCACUCAAAAGCUUUACCAGAAUGAGAGUACUAGGAUGUUUACAUGAUUUCAUCAUUUGUAUAUUUGGUUUCAAUUAAAUAUUUCUCUUUGCUCCAA
This is a messenger RNA of Acipenser ruthenus (sterlet), 4936 nucleotides long. Its product is annotated as F-box only protein 46-like. The coding region runs from base 523 to 2640 and encodes 705 amino acids. The record is from RefSeq and is a predicted model, not a curated record. Lineage: Eukaryota; Metazoa; Chordata; Actinopteri; Acipenseriformes; Acipenseridae. The transcript is spliced from 2 exons. Gene Ontology annotation, biological process: intracellular signal transduction. Gene Ontology annotation, molecular function: protein binding.